Molecule: messenger RNA, 1140 nt
Organism: Trichoderma asperellum CBS 433.97
Lineage: Eukaryota; Fungi; Ascomycota; Sordariomycetes; Hypocreales; Hypocreaceae
Molecular function (GO): glycosyltransferase activity
Source: RefSeq, a predicted model, not a curated record
AUGCUAGUCUCUUUCCGACGAGUUGCAGUUGUGACGUAUGCCGUUAUUGUCUUCAUUGCUCUUACAACAUACGGGAUUUUCUGGAGAAAGCAUGGUGCUAUUCCCAUUAGUUUUCUAAAUAUUUUCGGCAACCCAACCUUCAACAGUGACUCUCCAGAUACGAAAUUGCCCUCGACAACGAACUCUCCAGUAACCAAAUUGCCCUCAACAACAAACUCUCCAGAUAUCAAAUUACCCUCGACAACAGAGCAGAUGGCCUCCCGAUUUGCCUACGCACAAUAUGCUACAAGCUUGGAUUAUUUAUGCAACACCGUAAUCAACUUUAACCGCCUGAAAAAUUUGGGUGUUCAAUAUGACAUGGUUCUAAUCUAUCCAAAAACUUGGGAUGAUGAGAAGACAAAAGCUCGAGAAGCAAAGGCUAUUCGAAACCUUCGAUCCAGCCAUCUCGAUAUCGUUCUCCGCCCCUUCAAUGUUCUCUCUACAGAAAAGGGCGACUCGACUUGGCGCGAUAGUCUGACUAAAUUCCACGCCUUCGCCCUGACUGAUUAUACAAGAGUCCUAGCAUUUGAUUCAGAUUCGCUCGUUCUCAACAAUAUGGACUCUCUCUUCCUUGCCCCUGAUUCGCCUGUGGCUUUGCCACGCGCGUAUUGGCUUACAGAACGGAAUAACGGGACUGUAACGCAGAUCCUGGGAUCACACCUCAUGCUGAUCGAGCCCAAUACUCACUUAUACGAGAAGAUUGUUAAUGAGGCUACGCAAAGUGGCGAGUUCGAUAUGGAAGUAAUGAACGAGCUUUUUAAAGACUCGGCCAUGAUACUCCCCCACAGACGCAUAGCACUCCUAACAGGCGAGUUCCGAGCAAAAGAUCACCGGAAAUACCUCGCGCCUGACGAGGAGGAAGAAUGGAACCCAGUUAAUGAACUAAAUAUGGCAUUUCUCGUGCACUUUAGCGACUGGCCACUACCAAAGCCAUGGAAAUCUCACUCCGAGGCGCAAUGGGAGGCGGCGUUGCCUGAGUGUUUAGACAAUGACAAAGAGAUGCCAGAUCUACCACGAUGUGCUGACCGGAUGGUAUGGACGGGAAUAUAUUCAGACUACGACCGCGAUAAAGCGGCAUAUUGUCAGAUUCUCGGCAUAUAG